CCCACAAAAACCUCAUUUUCCCUCAUUUUUCCUGCAUUUUUUUGUCAAAAAUACCUCAAAAAAUUCAAAAAUAUUAAACAAAAAAAUGUUUCCAUUUGCACUUUCUUCAAAAAAAAUAAUAAUAAACAAAUAGAGGACCAAAAAUGAGGUUUAUUAAAAAAAGUGUUUGUUACUCCCCCUUCUUGUAAAUAAAAAAAUGUGACUGGUUGUGACAACACAUGAGGACUAGAAAAAAAACAGAAAAAAUUAAUGAUUUUAUUUUGUGCACACGAGACUUGUUUUAUUUUUAUUUACUUAUUUUUUUCUUUUUUUAAGGGGAAAAUAGGGGAAGGAUUCUGAUUUUUCUUUAUUUUUUCCUGGUUUAUUUUUAAUUUUUUUUCCUAUUUUCCCCCUCUAAACUUGUUUUUACAACAUUCAUUUUUGCUCUAUUUUUAAUGGGAAAAUUGUCCCUAUUUUUGGUUUGGGUGCCAGUAGAGUCUGGGAACUCGGCGCAGAUAUUGUUCAACUUUCCAGACUCUAACGGACCUUUUAGGAUUCUAUUUGUAGGCUAUUGGAGUCCUAUUUUUGGUUUCGAAGCCAUUAGAGACUGGGAAAGUCAUAAAAUCGAGUAA
This is a messenger RNA of Meloidogyne enterolobii, 611 nucleotides long. Lineage: Eukaryota; Metazoa; Nematoda; Chromadorea; Rhabditida; Meloidogynidae. The record is from the annotation of a GenBank genome assembly.